Messenger RNA from Aureobasidium musti, 939 nucleotides. The record is from the annotation of a GenBank genome assembly. NCBI's taxonomy places the organism in Eukaryota, Fungi, Ascomycota, Dothideomycetes, Dothideales, Saccotheciaceae.
AUGGCCAGCAGGACAUUCAGCCUUCCCUUGAGGGCCUUCGCAGGCACACGCCCUUCAAUUCAAGCCUGGCGCAGUACACGAUCCUUUGCCACCGAAGUCGCGCCCGCCUCAUCAACACUGCCUGUUCCUUCAGAUCUCACAACGCCUAUCACUACACCAGUAGUCCAGGAUGCCCAACCGCAGACUCUGGCACUGGAAGAGACGGAUGGAAGCACAUCUGGAAAGUUGCGACCGGUUGGUGUCGUUGUCAGCGCUGGAAAGAUGGAGAGGACAGUCAAAGUCAGACUACCCAGUCAAAAAUGGAACAAUUACUUGAGAAAGGUAAAUCCGCUCGUUCACACAAUGCGCCCAAGUGUGGUGCUUGUGCUGAAGAACAGUUGUGCUGACUUCAUCUCUUUCUUGGUUAUAGNNCACUUCAAGGACCACUCAGACCACCUAGUCCAUGACCCCAACUCCUCGCUCAACAUUGGCGACGUUGUCGCUCUUAGACCUNUCCGCGCUGCCAAACACGUCCGCCACGUUGUGUCAGAGAUCCUCGUUCCUUUUGGUACACCCAUCACCGAACGACCACCCGUCCCCAGCGAAGAGGAAUCUCAAACUGCCUACCUUGCCAAACGCCAUUCCAAACUCGAGCGACGCAGUUUGCGUCGCGCUGCUGCACAAGGCUCAGAGUCUGCUAUUGAGAAACUGCAAGCGCUAGAAAUCGAGGCUGGACAAGGUGUUGCAGCUGGAAAGGGCGAGAAGGGUGCCAGAAAGGCUGGGUUGAUGGGAAACAAGGGUCAAAAGCUGNCAAAGGGAGUUUUGCCUGGUGGAAAGCAUGCAGUGGGCAAGAUUGACGAAAGAGCAAAGCACAACAAGGAGCAGGCCAUGAAGAGGAAUGAGAAGGCUAAGAGCAACUUGCGUGAGGCCAAGCAGGUUGCUGAGAGUCUUAGCGCAUAA